AAGUACAGAACUCCAAAUGAGGACACGGAUUGAAUUAAACUCCAUUAAAGUCAUGCCGCCUUAGAUAGGGGAAAAUACUUCGGAUUCCGUAUGAGUGUAUCGGCCAUCUUCUCUGCAUUUCAGUUUUCGUCGCCUGCUUGCUAGAGACACAUGGAGUAUCGAAACAAGAUGGUCCUGGCCCCGAUGGUCCGAGUAGGAACGCUACCAUUUAGGUUGCUGGCGGCUGAAUAUGGUGCAGACAUAACUUAUGGUGAGGAGAUCAUUGAUCACAAACUGCUGAAAUGUGAGCGCCGUGUCAAUGAUUUAUUGGGUACAGUUGACUUUGUGGAAAAGGGAACAGGAAGUGUUGUUUUUAGAACAUGCUCUGAAGAAAAAAAUCGGGUCGUAUUUCAAAUGGGCACUUCUGAUGCUGUGAGGGCUCUUAGUGCUGCUCAGAUGGUGUCUAAAGAUGUUGCUGCAGUGGAUAUCAACAUGGGUUGCCCUAAAUCUUUUUCUAUCUCUGGAGGAAUGGGUGCUGCUCUGCUGACUAAACCAGAACUCAUUCAUGAUAUAUUGACAACAUUGAGAAGGAACUUAGAUACACCUGUGACCUGCAAGAUCCGCUUGUUGAAAUGCUCACAAGACACUGUACAGUUGGCAAGACAAAUUGAAAAAACCGGAAUAUCUGCCCUUGCUGUCCAUGGAAGGAAAGUUCCAGAUAGACCAAGAGAUCUGGCAAAGUGGAGUGAGAUUUCUGAUAUCGUUUCAGCAUUAUCUAUACCAGUUAUCGCAAAUGGUGAUGUUUUUGAGUAUGACGAUUUUCAAAGAAUCAAAGAUGCAACAGGUGCAUCAUCUGUGAUGGUUGCUAGGGGAGCAAUGUGGAAUGCUUCUAUGUUCUCGCCUAAUGGAAAAGUACCCUGGGAUGAUGUGAAAAGAGAGUACGUGAGAAAGAGUAUCUUGUGGGAUAAUGACAUCAAAAGCACAAAACAUACAUUGAAGGAGAUGAUAAUGCAUUAUUCUUGCCUUGAACUCCCUGAGGGAAAGGCUGUCAUCAAAUCAGAAACAUUUGAACAUCUGGCGUAAGUCUAACUGUCUAACUUUGAUUGUUGAGUUCUUGUUUAAACUAUGUCACAAUUAUCCGUGUCAUAGUUGAUUACUUGGUGGCUUGGUGCCUACUUGUCUACAUUUUUACAGUCGCGUUUCAUUUAAAAAAACAUCAGUUUAUUUGUACAGUUUAUUCAGCCAUUUUCAGCCAAAUCUUUUCAUGGGUCUCACUAUGUUUGUCGCAUACCAUAUUUUGUUAGAUUUAUGUGGAUCAAAUUCAUUCUUUCAUCAUUAUCAUUACCCUAGUGCCGCAAAGGAGAGUCCGAUGUACGCAGUCUUACUCGUGUACUAAAGCACAGAGAGACUGUUUCUGAAUGACCCAUAGUAAAAUUCACGUCAAAAAUCGCCAUGAAUUGACUGCCUCUUUAUAACAAAGAAGCUCAGACAUUUUUGUGAGCCAUUUAGCUUUAUUCCAUCAUUCUAAUUCAUUCUUUAUAUUAACAAAUUCAUUAUCAAUCAUCUAAUUCUACUAAUCUUAAUAUUGGGACAUGUGUCACUUUCUCAUAUACCAAUCUUAGUGGCACAGAGGUAAAUCAAUAACCUAAAGAAAAUGGUAUCUGGUAUCUGCAUGCAGCCAUGAACUACAUUGGAUAUUUAAGAUGCUUCUAUGUUAAAAUUUCAGGAAAUUAUAUGGGGAAGAAAGCUAUUAUCAACAUGUUAUGCGGAACAGGUGUGCUUUUGGGGGAAGCAGAUGACACUGAUUUUAAUGAUGGACCCGGGCCGGUCCGGUUCCGGGCCGGGCCCGGGCGGGCUUUUUUCCCAGGUACUUGGGCCCGGAACCGGCCCGGGUUGAUACCGGGUCCGGGCCUAACCGGGCCGGGCCGGGCCUGGUUUAAUGUUUAAUUUUUUUUUUGGCUUUCUUGUUAUCCCCCGACCCCCCCCCCACCCCCCCAAACCUCCCCAAAACACCCAGCCCUAUCCUAGGAAAAGAAAAAACAUUAAAAAAAAAACCGGGCCCAGCCCAAACCGCCUGGGCCGGUUCAACAAAAAUGGGGCCCAAGCCCGGCCUGCCCGACCCGCCAAAACGGGCUAAAAGCCCGGAACCGACCAACCGGUCCCGGGCUGGUCUGAGCCCGCACAGUGGCGGGCCGGUCCGGGUUCCGGGCCGGUUCGGCCCGGCGCAAUCCAUCCCUAUCUGAUUUUGUUGGGAUUUUAAGAGAACAAAAAUGUAUUUUUGGUAAAUUAGGGCUGUGUUAUAGGUAUCUCACAGUCUAAGUGAGACGGGAGAGUAAAGGAAAAAACUGCUUUGGGACUAUCAGUGUGCACUUUUUCUAUUGUGGCA
Cuscuta europaea is the source of this 2365-nucleotide messenger RNA. The record is from the annotation of a GenBank genome assembly. NCBI's taxonomy places the organism in Eukaryota, Viridiplantae, Streptophyta, Magnoliopsida, Solanales, Convolvulaceae.